AUGUCGCCAGGCCGUUUGACGCACGAAGAAGAAUAUGACUUCAUCGUUUGCGGUGGAGGGACAUCAGGCUGCGUUGUUGCUGGCAGACUGGCUGAGAACACCAAUGCUCGAAUAUUGCUCGUUGAGGCAGGGCCUCACAAUAAAGAUCUUGAAAAUGUUCACAUGGUGGGAGGAUGGUCGAAAAACUUCGAUUCUGAGACCGACUGGAAUCUUGAGACAGAGCCAAUGGACGGUGUAGAUGGACGUCAGGUCAAACUCAGCAGAGGGAAGUUUUUGGGCGGCUCUUCAGGUGUGAACGGCACACUCUGCAUACGGGGAAGCAAGCAGGACUAUGACGAUUGGAACCUUCCUGGGUGGUCUGGGGACGAGUUCUUCUCGUAUAUGAGCAAGUCUGAAACGUUUAACAACAAACCAUGGUUCCAGGCAGACGAAAAGGCUCAUGGUUACGAAGGACCGCUUCACACUGAGCCUCAUGAUCUCGCUCCAAUCUCUCAAUUGAUGCUUGAGUCCAUGGAGUCUUCAGGUCUGCCCCUGGUACACGACAUGUUUACCAAUGGCGAAACACCACACGGUUGUGGACAUGUUCCGAGGACGCAUCAUAAAGGCAUCCGAACAACCGGCGCAGACUUCGUCACAAACGACCAUCAUAAAGCCAAUAUAGAUAUUGCGGUCGACACACUCGUCGAUAAAAUCAACUUCGAGGAGAAGGAUGGCCAACCGCAAGCAACAAGUGUAACCUUGGUUGGCAAAGAUGGUGAAAAGCAUGAUGUUAGAGCAACGAAAGAGAUUAUUUUGUCUUCAGGUGCUUACUGUUCGCCCGCUGUCUUGCUCCGAUCGGGAAUCGGUCCCAAAGCAGAACUCGAGCAGUUGGGCAUCAAGACCAUCGUCGAUUCACCAGGUGUUGGGAAAAAUCUCCUCGAUCAUCUCAUUGUUUUUGCAUUCUAUGAAGUCGGAAAGGACGGCCUCACCAAUGACCAUCUUGUUUACCAUGGCGAUGCCGCAAUGGCUGCCUACAUGCUUUAUAAAGAGAAAAAGACUGGUGUCUUAUCGACCUUCCCAUUUGGAGCAUUCGCCUUUGCAAGGCUCGAUGAUCGACUCAAAAAUGAACCGUUGUGGAAAGACGCGAAAACACAGCCAGGGCGUGAUCCGAUGGGCCUAACAAAGAAACAGCCGAACGUUGAGUUCUUCACCACUGAGUUGUAUGGAGGCCCGACGCAAUAUAACGAUUUCCCGAUCGACAAGAAACAGGCGUUCGCGAUGAUCACCGAAUUAUUCUCGCCUCGCUCAAAAGGAACUGUGACGUUGAAGUCCACAGAUCCAUCCGAAAACCCCAUUAUCGACUGCAACUAUCUCUCGGACCCUCUAGAUCUACUAGUUUUGAGUGAAGGCUGUCAGCUGGGGAACGAAAUCGUGUUGAAGGGUGCAGGAACCAGAGAUGUCAUAAAAGGCUCCUGGCCGCAAACUGCCAAUCAUCAUGCAUUCACUACUCGCGAGGACUGGAUCCCAUACGUGAAACAAAAUGCAACAACAUGCUAUCAUGCUGCGGGCACCUGCAAAAUGGGACCCGAGAGCGACAAAUUCGCAGUACUUGACGAGAGGCUCUGCGUUCGUGGAGUUGGAGGCCUAAGGGUCGCCGACUGCAGCAUAAUGCCAACCUUGCACGGUGGUCAUACUCAAAUGCCAGCAUAUGGCAUUGGCGAGAAGGCUGCCGACCUGAUCAAGGCAGCAUGGGCAAAGGGUUGA
Exophiala aquamarina CBS 119918 is the source of this 1743-nucleotide messenger RNA. RefSeq lists its product as uncharacterized. Lineage: Eukaryota; Fungi; Ascomycota; Eurotiomycetes; Chaetothyriales; Herpotrichiellaceae. The record is from RefSeq and is a predicted model, not a curated record. Gene Ontology annotation, molecular function: flavin adenine dinucleotide binding; oxidoreductase activity, acting on CH-OH group of donors. Bases 1 to 1743 code for a protein of 580 amino acids. The transcript is spliced from 14 exons.